This is a messenger RNA of Vicia villosa (hairy vetch), 864 nucleotides long. RefSeq lists its product as uncharacterized. NCBI's taxonomy places the organism in Eukaryota, Viridiplantae, Streptophyta, Magnoliopsida, Fabales, Fabaceae. The coding region runs from base 1 to 864 and encodes 287 amino acids. Gene Ontology annotation, molecular function: catalytic activity. The record is from RefSeq and is a predicted model, not a curated record. The transcript has a single exon.
AUGAUUGUGGGAACUAUGAAUAUAAGAGGGGGUGGUCGUAGAAUCAAAAGAAGGAGGGUUAGUCAUAUUAUCAAAAGAGGGAUGACAGACAUUUUUCUUAUUCAAGAGACGAAACUACCGUUGGUGUCUUAUUCCGUUGCUAAGAGUUUUUGGGGGUCGGAGGGGUUUGACUUCUCGUUCUCUAGCUCCGAAGGUAUGUCGGGAGGUUUGUUGAUUAUUUGGAAAUCUUUUGGUAUGGAGGUGCUUUGUAGCUUUAAAGGUAUGGGUUUUUUGGGGAUAAAAGUUAGACGGCAUAAUUCUAUUUAUUAUAUCGUGAACGUGUAUUCUCCUUGUUCGUUGGUUCUUAAGAGAGAGUUGUGGGGGAAUUUAUUGAGGUUGAAAUCUUCCCAUUCGAAUGGAGAUUGGUUGAUUGGCGGAGAUUUUAAUGCGAUGAAGGAUCGAGAAGAGAGAGUCGGAAGAAUGAUUUCUAGUAACAAUAUAGAAAAUCGGGAGUUCUCUAAGUUUAUAGACGAGAGUAUGCUUGUUGAUGUUCCGUUGAAAUGGAAGAAAUUCUCUUGGUUUGUCGGAAAUGGGAAGGCGAAGAGUAGGAUUGAUAGAUUUUUGGUAGCGGAUAAUAUAAUUCAAGAUUGGGGUGUUGUGGGUCAAUUUAUUGGUAAUAGAGAUAUUUCUGAUCAUUGCCCAAUUUGGUUGGUGUUGGAUCGGGAUAAUUGGGGUCCGAAACCUUUCAAAUGCAACAAUGAGUGGUUUUCUAACAAGGAGUUUAUUCCUUUUGUUGAAAAGGAAUGGAAAGCUAUCCAAGUUUAUGGCCGUGGUGAUUUUAUUCUCAAGGAGAAAUUUCGUAUUAUUAAAGAUAGACUUAGAUAG